AUGCCCACAGAGACCUCAAUCUCGUUCCGAGCUCAAGACCUGCGAUUUGAGCAUCGUCUCGCUAACGAUGCCCUGGGAGUGGGCGAGAGCCGCCCACGAAUCUCCUGGAGAGUUUCGGGAGCGCCAGCUGGUUUCACCCAGAAACGUUAUCAGCUGGAGUUCUUCAACCAGAAGCCCGAGGAUUCGGGGAAACCUUCUCAGUCAUUUGACGUUGAAUCCAGCGAGUCUGUACUCGUGCCAUGGCCGUCAGAAAAUCCGCUUUCUUCGCGGGAAGGGAUGUUCGUCCGCGUGAGGGUCUGGGGAGAGGCGGUUACGGACCCUUCUGAAUGGAGCGAGCCUGCAUAUGUGGAGGUUGGCCUCCUCGAUAGAAACGACUGGCAAUGUCAGGGUAUCUCGGCAAGCUGGGAGCAAGAUACAACUGCUCCAAGGCCCGAGGAACUUUACCGCAGGGUGUUCUCGAGAAAUCCUGCCAAGAAAGUCUGCAAGGCGCGAUUGUAUAUCACGGCGCAGGGAGUCUACGAAACGGAAAUAAAUGGCAGGCGAGUUGGUGACCAGUUCCUGGCUCCGGGAUGGUCGGCGUACGAUGAACGCCUGCACUACCAAGUCUAUGAUGUGCUGGAGUAUCUGUCACAUGGCGAAACAGAAGACUGUAUCGGCAUUCGUGUUGGCGAAGGAUGGUUCUGCGGACGGAUCGGGUUUGAAGGCGGAGGUCGCAAUCUCUGCGGUGAUAGGACGGCCGUUAUGGCGCAGUUGGAGCUGCUCUACGAGGAUGGAGUGACUCAGAUAUUGUGCACCGAUGACUCGUGGGAAGUAGCUUCUUGUCCCACGAGGCUGGCCGAGAUCUAUCAUGGAGAGAAGUAUGAUGCGACAAUGGAAGUUCCUGGAUGGUCGUCUGUUUGUCCUAGCCAGGAGCGCAAGUCAUCAGGAUGGUCAAGAGCGGUAGUUAUGUCUCCUCUUCCCGCAAAACCCGAACUACUGGCCAUGUCUGGAUCCCCGAUACGCCGUCUUCUUGUCCUCCAACCGAAGGAACUGAUUACAACUCCAAAUGGAAAGAAGGUACUUGACUUUGGUCAGAACUUAGUGGGCUACACCCGGAUCAAUAACGUCAACGGCCCACGCGGCAAAACGAUAAGACUACUCCACGCAGAAGUCAUGGAGAAUGGGGAACUAGGUCGAAGACCUCUACGUGAAGCCGAUGCUGAAGACGAGUACAGACUGAAAGGGAGUCCGGAGGGCGAAUCUUGGGAACCAAGAUUCACAUAUCACGGCUUCCGCUACCUACAAAUUGAGGGCCUAUCUCCAGACACUGAUCUGUUUGCUCAUUUCGAGGCUGUUGUAUGCUGGACCGAGAUGGAGCCCACGGGCGAGUUCUCGUGCUCAGACUCCAUGCUUAACAAACUUCACGAGAACGUGCGAUGGGGAAUGCGAGGUAAUUUCGUGGGCCUACCCACUGACUGUCCUCAGCGAGACGAACGUCUUGGCUGGACAGGAGACAUCGCCUUGUUUGCUCCCACCGCAUGCUUUCUGUACAAUUGCGCCGGAAUGCUCAAAACGUGGCUCGCUGAUUUGGCCGUCUCUCAAGAAUACCUGGGAGGCGUGCUGUCCAUCGUGGUACCGAACGUACUGCGAUACAAUAAGUCUGCAUUUCCCAAGGUGGCUCCAUUCGCGAUCUGGGCCGACGUAACGAUUCUGGCACCGUGGGCAAUCUAUCAGUCCACAGCUGAUGUUGGAAUUCUGGACGUGCAGUACUCUAGUAUGCAAAGCUGGUUGGCCUCCUGUCCUCGAGAUACCAAAGGUUGCCGUCGACUGUACGACGCAAGCUUCUUUCAAUUAGGCGACUGGCUCGAUCCGGACGCACCACCGGAAAAACCACAAAACGCAAAAACAGAUGCACAGCUAGUUGCCAACGCAUUCUUGAUCCAUUCUCUCGAUAUCAUCAGUCAGAUUUCCUCGAUCCUCGGGAAAGACCAGGAAGCGAGGCAGUAUGCAGCAGAGGCCAGCUUGAUCCGUCAAGAAUUCUGCAACGAGUACAUGACGCUCAACGGCAGGUUGGUCUCUGACACACAAACAGCGUAUGCUCUCGGAAUCUGCUUCGAUAUUUUCCCAACUCCCAGACAAAGAGUUCAAGCUGGAGAACGAUUAACAUAUAUUGUCCGGAAGAACGAAUUCCGCAUCGGAACCGGCUUUGCUGGGACUCCGUUUGUUUGCGAAGCCUUGGUUUUGACCGGCCAUACUCAAAUUGCUUAUCGGAUGUUGCUCGAAGACAAGUGCCCCUCUUGGCUCCACCCCGUCACCAUGGGCGCAACGACCAUGUGGGAGAGAUGGGAUAGCAUGUUGCCGGAUGGAUCGAUCAACCCGGGCAGCAUGACGUCCUUCAAUCAUUACGCGCUGGGUGCGGUGGCUACAUUUAUGCACGAGAGACUAGCAGGUCUUCGUUGUAUCGAGCCUGGUUGGAAGAAAGCGCGCGUGGAGCCCAUUGUGGGAGGAGAUUUCACGGAAGCUACGGUUAGUCACGUCACACCUUAUGGGAAGGUAGGCUGUUUGUGGAAGAUUGUGGAUAAGCGCUUCGAUAUGACGGUCCUUGUGCCUCCCAAUACUUCAAUGGAGGUCGUGCUGCCUUCGGGUGGAGAUGGUGCUGGAGAGGAGGUUCGAACGGUCAUGUCGGGAGUUCACUCUUUCUCUGUUAUUUACGAGAAGAAUUACGAGUGGCCGCCGGAGAGUUUGGGCUUGCUAGGAUAA
This is a messenger RNA of Mollisia scopiformis, 2739 nucleotides long. RefSeq names its product bacterial alpha-L-rhamnosidase domain-containing protein. NCBI's taxonomy places the organism in Eukaryota, Fungi, Ascomycota, Leotiomycetes, Helotiales, Mollisiaceae. The coding region runs from base 1 to 2739 and encodes 912 amino acids. Gene Ontology annotation, biological process: carbohydrate metabolic process. The transcript has a single exon. The record is from RefSeq and is a predicted model, not a curated record.